CUUCCUGUCGUCGCCGGGUUAUGACGCGUUUACAGAUCGCCAUCAUAAAGUUGCAGCACAUUGCUAAAGACAGACACGAGUGACAUGAGCUCUUAAGCGACAUUAUUCAUGUGUUUAUAACAGUCCGCGACGCGUCUGUUCCGCUCGUGUGGUGAUCCUGAGCUGUUAGUGAGUUUGCGCAGGUGUGUUCGCGCGCGAUUAAGGGCUGAUGGCGUCUGCCGGCGGAGACGGUGGCGGUGUGGACUCUAAAGCGGAGCUGAGCGCUCUGCUGGAGCAGUGGGAGAGAGAGCAGCAGGCGGGAUCCAGUGAACUGCUCAACAUACUGACCAAGAUUUCGGAGCUGGUUGAACGGGAGACGGAGGAGUAUCAUAAAGCUGAUCCCGACCCAUUUGAUGACCGCCAUCCAGGGCGGGCAGAUCCAGAGUGCAUGCUGGGACACCUGUUGAAGAUCUUGUUCAAGAACGAUGAUUUUAUGAAUGCGCUCGUGAACACGUACGUGAUGAGCAGCCGCGAGGUGGCGCUGAACACUGCGGCCUGCAGACUGCUGUUGAACAUCAUGCCCGGCCUCGAGACGGCCGUGGUCUUUCAAGAGAAGGAGGGGAUUGUGGAGCGGUUGUUUAAAUGGGCUCAGGAGGCCGAGCAGCCGCUCAGAAUCUACGCUACGGGCCUGCUGGCAGGAGCCAUGGAGAACCAGGACAUCGCUGCCAACUAUCGCGAGGAAAACUCUGUGCUAGUUCCUUUAAUGCUGCAGAGACUGAGGGAGCUCCAGGAUAAGGAGGCAGAGAGCAGGAGGGACAGCAAGCGUCCGAGCAAGAGUCUGGCUCCGCUGCUGCCGCUGGACGAGGAGACCGUGGAUGGAGAAUUCACUCCUAACACUCCCAAUGCUCACGCGGAGAAGCACGACUCGGACGCUGAGCCGCAGCCUGUCUCUGCUGUGAGGAACGCGGGCAGAUACAACACGGGAAUGAAAGGCCUGAUGAAGCCCGCCGCGGCUGUCCCGUUAGAGGUGGAUGAAACGGACGGCCCAGUGGAAGGCAUGAGGAACUGGAGGAAGAGAGAGAACGGUGGCAAAGUGAAACAAAAGCUGAACUUCUCGAUGCCGGAGCCGGAGCGGAGCUUCAGCGAGCUGUCCAACAGCAGCUGGUCUGAGAUGAGCCCGUGGGUGAUUGGAAAUAACUACCACCUGUUCCCGCUCACACCGGGCAUAGAGCAGCGCCUUAUCCUGCAGUAUCUCACCCCGCUGGGAGAGUAUCAGGAGUUGUUAGCUGUUUUCAUGCAGCUCGGCGCUCGUGAGCUGCUGAUGCAUUACAUGGACCUGAAACAGACGAACGACGUCCAGCUCACGUUUGAAGCUCUGAAGUAUCUUGCAUCUCUUCUCCUCCAUAAAAAGUUUGCGGCCGAGUUUGUUGCGCAUGGAGGAGUGCCGAAGUUACUGGAGAUCCCACGGCCCUCCAUGGCUGCCACUGGCGUCUCUCUGUGCCUCUAUUACCUCGCAUACAACCAGGACGCCAUGGAGCGGGUGUGUAUGCUGCCGCACUCGCUGCUGUCGGAGGUGGUGAGCUACACGCUGUGGCUGCUGGAGUGUUCACACGCCUCCGGCUGCUGCCACGCCACCAUGUUCUUCUCCAUCUGCUUCUCCUUCAGAGCUGUGCUCGACCUCUUCGACAAGCAAGAUGGCCUGCGGCGGCUCGUCAACCUGAUUAGCACUUUGGAGAUUUUGAACCCGGAGGACCAGGGCGCGCUGUUGAGCGACGAUGAGAUCUUCUCCAGCAGACAGACAGCGAAACACACCUGCAUGGCGCUGCGCAGGUACUUCGAGGCUCACCUGAGCAGUAAAGUCGAGCAGGUCAAACAGUCGCUGCAGCGGACGGAGGGAGGAGCGCUGAUACACCCACAGCCUUAUUACAAGGCCUGCUCCUACACCCAUGAGCAGGUGGUAGAGAUGGUGGAGUUCCUGAUCGAGUUUGCGCCGGCGCGUUUGUACUGGGAGCCUGCAGAGGUCUUCCACAAACUGUCCUGUGUUCAGCUCCUUUUGCAGCUCAUUUCUAUCGCCUGUGACUGGAGAACGUACUACGGCAGUAAACAUUCUGAUGGCGGUCAUCUUGGACUAUCAAUCGGUGUGAAUGGAGCAUCAUCCAAAAAGCAAAGGGCUGAUACCGUGAGGUACGCUUUGGACAUCUUGAGCAUUCUGACGGUCAUUCCCAAAACCCAGCUGCUGUUGUCGGAGAACGUCGCUGUGCUGGAUGAGAGCGGCUCGAGCAUCUCCACUGUCGGUAUGAGCAUCGUGCUGGUCGUCGCAGAGGGUGAAGUAUUUGUAAAUGAUGCAGAAAUCCAGAAGUCGGCCCUGCAGGUGAUCAUAAACUGCGUCUGCGCUCCAGACAAACGCGUCUCCAGCAUCGGCAAGUUCAUCUCGGGCACGCCACGCCGCCGUCUGCCGCAGAGCCAUCGCGCCAGCGAGAGCGUCCUAGCCAAGAUGUGGAACGUGGUUCAGUCGAACAACGGUAUAAAAGUCCUGCUGUCCCUGCUGACCAUCAAGAUGCCCAUCACCGAUGCCGAUCAGAUCCGCGCUCUAGCCUGCAAAGCCUUGGUUGGAUUGGCGCGCAGCGCCGCAGUGCGGCAAAUCAUCAGCAAGCUUCCGCUGUUCAGCAGCGGACAGAUCCAGCAGCUCAUGAAAGAGCCCGUGCUUCAGGACAAGCGCAGCGAGCACGUGCGCUUCUGCAAGUUUGCGGCAGAACUCAUAGAGCGAGUGUCUGGAAAGCCUUUGUUAAUCGGCACAGAUGUGUCGCUGGCGCGGCUGCAGCGGGCUAAUGUUGUGGCGCAGUCGCGCAUUUCGUUUCCAGAGAAGGAACUUCUACUGCUUAUUCGGAAUCAUCUUUUGUCUAAAGGUCUUUCGGACACGGCGACAGCUUUGACAAAAGAAGCCGAGCUGCCCAUGGGGCUGCACGCUCUGGCACACGCUAGCGUGCCACCGUUCACUCCCGUUUCUGUCGCGACGCCUCCUUCUCCCGCCGCCGGCAUCCCACGGACUCCUCGGCUCACUAACGGAGUCGCGGCCCGUCUGGGUGGCCACACCCCCCACGCGCUUCCUCAUCACCCUCAGCCCCGCCCCUCCACCUCACAAGUCCCGCCCCCACCGCCUCCUGCAGUGUCUCACCACAGCAACGGCUCUCCUCUCAUCGGACGUAUCUUGUUCUCGCGGGAGCGGCCGUCACCGUGUGCUUCUGCAGGAGGGAAGAAGCCAAAAGUCUUGAGGCAGAAAUCAGAUCAUGGUGCUUUCAGCCAGAGUCCAGCCAUGAAGAAGCAGCUGGACAGACAUCUGCCCUCUCCGCCUACUCUAGACAGUAUCAUAACGGAGUAUUUACGAGAGCAGCACGCGCGCUGCAAGAACCCAGUGACGACGUGUCCUCCCUUCAGCCUCUUCACUCCGCAUCAGUGCCCGGAGCCCAAACAGAGACGGCAGGCGCCCACCAAUUUCACCCCUCGACACACGCGCAGGGUGGUCUACCCCAAAUACGGUGGCGUUGAUGGAGGCUGCUUUGACAGGCAUCUCAUCUUCAGCAGGUUUCGGCCGAUCUCUGUGUUCAGGGAGGCUGAGGAGGAUGAGAGUGGCUUCAUGUGCUGUGCGUUCUCAGCACGAGAGCGUUUCCUGAUGUUGGGCACGUGUACCGGGCAGCUCAAACUCUACAAUGUGUUCAGUGGACAGGAAGAGGCCAGCUACAGCUGCCACAGCUCGGCCAUCACACACCUCGAGCCCUCCAGAGACGGCUCUCUGUUGUUGACGUCAGCGUCGUGGAGCUAUCCUUUAUCGGCACUGUGGGGAAUGAAGUCUGUGUUCAUCAUGAAGCAUUCAUUCCUGGAUGAUCAUUAUGUGGAGUUCAGCAAACUCUCUCAGGACAGAGUCAUAGGAACAAAAGAACACAUCGCACAUAUAUAUGACAUUCAGACAGGACAGAAAAUCCUGACCCUCAAUAACCCUGACCUGGCCAACAACUACAAGCGCAACUGUGCCACGUUUAACCCCACGGAUGACCUUGUCCUGAACGACGGCGUCAUGUGGGACGUCCGCACGGCUCAGGCCAUCCAUAAGUUUGACAAGUUCAACAUGAACAUCAGUGGUGUUUUCCAUCCCAAUGGUUUAGAGGUCAUCAUCAACACAGAGAUCUGGGAUUUGAGGACGUUUCAUCUUCUUCACACUGUACCAGCGCUGGAUCAGUGCAGGAUUGUUUUCAACAACAAUGGAACCGUCAUUUAUGGAGCCAUGUUGCAGGCCGACGAUGAGGAUGACAUGAUGGAGCAGCAGAUGAAGAGUCCAUUCGGAUCGUCCUUCAGGACCUUUGAUGCCACCGACUAUAAACCCAUUGCCACCAUUGAUGUGAAGAGGAACAUUUUUGACCUGUGCACGGACACUAAAGACUGCUAUCUGGCCGUCAUUGAGAAUCAGGACUCCAUAAAUAUGGACACUGUGUGUCGGCUGUAUGAAGUCGGGCGCCAGAGACUCGCUGAGGAGGAAGAGGAUGAGGAAGAUCAGGAGGAGGACGAUCAGGAUGAAGAGGAUGACGAUGACUCUGAUGAUGACAUCGAUGACAUUGACACAGACCCGCUGCUGGCCGAGCUGGAGAACGAGAAUAACGGAGAGGAAGAGGAGGAAGAUGGCGAGCAGGAUUUCUCUCCGUCUGAUGAUGAGGAGGUGGCUCGUCUUCUGGAUGAAGAGGCAGAUGAUGAUGACGACGACGAUGAUGAUGACGACGAUGACGAUGAUGACGACGAUGAUGAUGACGAUGAUUCCGAUGACAAUGAGCGAGAUGUGGAGCUCGUGCUGGACAACACAGACAGCUCUGAUAACUCGGACCUGGAAGACGACAUCAUCCUUGCCCUGAACGAGUGAUUCUGCAGGAAACGGCAGUGGACGUGCUCAACCCGUCUCGGACCUCAGAGAAGAUCUGACAGGAAGAUGUCAAGCGGAUCGCAGCCGCUGUUUUUAGCGCAGGGCUGAUGAGGUUGUGGUGUGGAUGGUCUGUACGCACGCCGCCCCUACGGACAGCUCGUAUAAAACAAACGGCAUUUGUCGGAUGUUUGUUUUUGGUCAAGUUUCCCUCUUUGAAUGUCUGAUCAUCUUUAAAGAGAACCGGUGUCCUUUCAACACUUUGCGCACAUGUGCGUCUGUCUUAUGUCCAUACGUUUGCGUGUGUUUUGGUGUGUUGGUUGACCAGUCUAGUGGAGUUCUGGGUAGAUCUGAUCCACUGGAUGCACAGUUUGCAUGUGCAGUUAUGUAUGUCCAUUGACCUUUGACCUGCCCACCACUCCUCAGGUGAUCUCUUUAGUUUGAUUAAUCUAAACAGCUGAAAAUCUAGUUGCUUAGAUGUUUAGUUCAUGCUUUUUUUGCUUUUUGAAGGGUAGUUUUGUUUCAUUUUACAAGGCGGUGCUUUUAGGGCCCCUUUUGUCAGCUGACUGAUUGGAUUGAGACGUUGCACCAUGUUGACUGAGCAAUAAUUUCCGUUGAUCUGAAUUUAUAUAAAGGACUAUAAGGCCCUGUGCUGAAAUCUGCAGCAGUGUUUCUGUCUCUGUAAGAGGAAGUGAACAGUUUCAGCCAUUGAUGCACUUGUUUGCUUCUUAAAUCGCAUUUCACAUGAAGUUAAACAUUUUUAAGCAUCUGUGUACAGCCUUCAUUUACUUUCUGGGUUAAUGUUUUUGUUCAUGCCUUUCCAAAAGUAAACCUCUUAAGGCAACAUUGUGUACAGAAUGUAUUAAAAAUAUUUUUACUAUACAUGUUAUUACAAUAAACCAGAGUAAAUUGUU
Messenger RNA from Megalobrama amblycephala (Wuchang bream), 5796 nucleotides. Its product is annotated as DDB1- and CUL4-associated factor 1. The coding region runs from base 209 to 4885 and encodes 1558 amino acids. Gene Ontology annotation, molecular function: histone H2AT120 kinase activity; nuclear estrogen receptor binding. Gene Ontology annotation, cellular component: Cul4-RING E3 ubiquitin ligase complex; nucleus. The transcript is spliced from 26 exons. Gene Ontology annotation, biological process: protein ubiquitination. The record is from RefSeq and is a predicted model, not a curated record. Lineage: Eukaryota; Metazoa; Chordata; Actinopteri; Cypriniformes; Xenocyprididae.